Molecule: messenger RNA, 1075 nt
Organism: Onthophagus taurus
Lineage: Eukaryota; Metazoa; Arthropoda; Insecta; Coleoptera; Scarabaeidae
Source: RefSeq, a predicted model, not a curated record
UUCCGCUUCCUGUUUUGCGCAAAAGUAGUUCGAGCCGCGCCAUAUUGUCAAUAGGCGGUUGUGUGAAAAAGUAAUUGAACCGAAGCUCGACCCACCCAUGACUCUUACGAUAAGUGGAUUAUAGUUUGGGCCCCUCUUUACGUAUAAAAGAAUGCUGCUGGGCCGCCUCCACCACACCCCACUGUUGAACUCCACCCCAUCGGUGCAGGACGUUAACUCCUCGCAAUAGCUUCCCAAAGUUAUUUAAACGCGGCCAGGCCAGCGUGGAUGGUAUCUACGUCGCGUGGCCACCGCGACCACCCACACCACCAUGUCUUGUUGCCAGUCAGAUGAGGUCAAGGAGCAGAAACGCAUCAACCAGGAGAUCGAGAAACAGCUUCGUAGGGACAAACGAGAUGCCCGUAGGGAGCUUAAACUCCUUCUUCUUGGUACUGGUGAGUCGGGAAAAUCAACAUUUAUUAAACAAAUGAGGAUUAUCCAUGGGGCUGGUUAUUCCGACGACGAUAAACGUGGCUUCAUCAAAUUGGUUUAUCAAAACAUCUUCAUGGCUAUGCAAAGUAUGAUCCGUGCCAUGGAUUUGUUGAAAAUCCGAUACGCAGAGUCUUCCAGCAUAGAAAAAGCGGAAUUGAUUCGAGGGGUCGAUUACGAAACGGUGACGACCUUCGAGCCCCCCUACGUCGAUGCCAUCAAAGAUCUAUGGAACGACUCUGGUAUCCAAGAGUGUUACGACCGUAGGCGAGAAUACCAGCUUACAGAUUCGGCUAAAUAUUACUUAAUGGAAAUAGACAGGGUUGCGGCAACGGAUUAUUUACCAACGGAACAAGAUAUUCUUCGCGUGCGCGUCCCCACAACGGGAAUCAUCGAGUAUCCAUUCGAUUUGGAUGAGAUCCGGUUUAGGUAUGGGCACGCAUGUCGGGGCAAUGCGGGGCCAAACUCGCUCCCUCAUUUCUUUCGAUUAUUAUUUUUGCACACCACAACAAAAACACGCAACAUCGGGGGCGUCAUCAAAGCUGUGGCUGGCUGGCUGGCAAAUCUUGUUUAUUUUAUACAAAGUGAUUAAUUAAUUAAUUCACUG